This is a messenger RNA of Porites evermanni, 3050 nucleotides long. The record is from the annotation of a GenBank genome assembly. NCBI's taxonomy places the organism in Eukaryota, Metazoa, Cnidaria, Anthozoa, Scleractinia, Poritidae.
AUGUUACCAACUCCAGAAGCAAUUGCUCUGUUAGAAAGGUAUUUUUCAGAUGCCAUGGAAAAGAAGCACUUACAUAGCUUUUACACCUGUUGUGGAAAAUGCUCAGACACAUCUGAACCUGAAGCUUCGCAGAUCAACGUCCUUUGUCCACAAUACCGUGCGCAUCCGUGGCCGAGAGCAGCCCCAUCUACCCUCUCAAGGACAUGAAGGUCUUGUUCACCGAAAAUCGCGACAAGGCCGCCCGCAUCGUCAAUAGGCAGGAAGCAACCUUCAUCUCCGCCCAGAACAACACGAUCGUUCUCCGCCUGCCCGAGGGACAGAGGGUCUUUGUCUACCCGGUGACCCACAUUGACGAUGAGAGGCCGGUGACCUACUACCCAUUCACGCCGGCCUAUGCCCAAACCAUCACAAAAUCUCAAGGGCAGAACAUCAAGCAUCUCAUCGUCUGGCUGGACAGUGACCUCGUUCCUGCUGGUACAGCAUACGUUGGCUUCUCCAGGGUUCGAAAACGCGCCAACAUAUCGUUUCUGCAACCCAUCCACUCACACCAGGUCACUCCAGUCAGGGUUUAGACCAGCAUCAUCUCCAUCUUCCAUGCUCUUGUCUGCCCUUGAGAUUGCCAUAUUCUUCUCAUUUCUCUUUAUCUUCUUCUCUUAUUCAACAAUUGUCUCUACUUCUAUACUUUUCUUCUCUUGUUUGAACACUUCUCUCUACUUCUGGUACACAUCUUUCUCAUGUUCAUCUCCUCUUCUACUAAUGUUCAGUCCACGCUCGCAAUCAAAGCCUUCUAUGGCACGCACAGACAUUGUAGUUCUUUCCUGGGACAGCUCUUGUGUCGGAUAACACGAGCGGAGGUAACCAACCCUUGGGGAGUGCCGUAAGAGAGCUCUUUUUGGAACCUGUCGCUAAUGUGCAUGUCGAUUACCCUUUCUAGCGAGCCUUCCUUUUCGACUCUCGUAAAGUGCUACUUCGCCGUGGUGAGAGUCCCUAGUAGGCAGUGCCUCUGCCCUCUUACCGCCACUACUGCUGAAGCUAAAAGCACUUAACCCACUUCAACUCAUAGACACUUGUUGGACUAUAGCACAUCACUCCAUGACCACAGUCCUACCGACCAACCCGUCAAACACGUGCAAACACUGACCUCCACACUUGUUAACGAAUGCUUGUUCAUUUUCUUGCAGAUAUGGCACAGCAGUCCAACGUCAAGAAGCCCAACUACAACCGGCAUUUCCCUCGGAGCUUCAUGCUCAACUAUGGCGCCGCCCUACAGGACCUGUCGGACGAGAAGAUAUUGUCCCGACUGAAAGAUUUCAAUUGUGAGUGGCUCUCCAGGCCCAAUAUUGCCAUUUCCGAGAUGGCACAAACUAUCAAGGACAACUGGCCCCUGAUAGAAAAACAGAGUGGAACGGUAUUCACCCGCAAGUUUGUGCAGGACCUUGGAAAUGUGGUGCUCCCCCUCAUGGACACCUACGCGCGUCUGGACAACAAGGACAAUAGCACUCACGACCCGCCCACCCAUGAUGACGUCCUGGACGCCCUUGAAGUCAUUAACAUUAAUCCUGAUGUGGAACAGCUCAUGGUGACCGCCUUCAAUGCGGUGGGCCCGUGUUGAUGACGAGUCUUCAGAUGCUGGCCGUCAAUGCUUUGCUCCACAAUGUAAGCAACUUCGCGCAGGAGGCAGUAAGGAGUCCAGCCAUGGAGGAGUUUAAAGCCAAUCCCACUAAAGAUAGCAUGAUGGACUAUCUGUUCAACUCCAUCCUCAUGAGAUGCAGAACGGUCGAACGCAGGACAUCACUGUAUGACCGCAGCCGUCUCGCAGAUUGGGACGCUCUCCCACAGCCAACCAGCCGUACAAACUCCCGCACGCGAAGGGCAGUAUCAUUGCCCGGCCCUGAAGAGGACGAGCCUGAACCACCCACCAGACCAAGCCGCCCUAGACUUGGUCAGCGUCCGCCUUCCGCUACGCGGUCUUGGCUGGAUGGUGGCCAACGCCGAACCCUCCCCGUCCAGGAGCAGGCGGAAGUGGACGAUGAUGAGGACGACGAGCCCGCCCCAAGUUUAUAUCGAAGAAGAACUUCGAUGCCCAGAUCGUCCUUUACCAGCAGGGGCUUGCAGUGGCAACCAUCGACCUUGAGCCGGCGGGAUUCUGCUGUUGACCUGGACGACCACCAGCAGACGGAGGACAAGGUAGAAGACGUGGUGAGACCUCCAAGGAAGAGAGCAAAACGGGGGCCGACUGCCACAGUCACUACAGUGGAGGCAGUGGUCUCACGGGCUGCAGAGGAAGACAUGACCGGCACACGCCACAAGAAGAAACACAAGAAACGCCACCGUCAGGAACGACUGGAAGAGGAGGCAGAAGAAGUGGUGCAGGCAAGCCCACCGAAAAAACCAAAAAAGAAAAAAAACAAAGAGAAAGAGAAGUACACGGGGGCCUGCCUCGCUGAUUUGGCGAAAGACCAGGACCGACUGUCUAAGAAGUUGAAGAAGAGCAAAGUGGCACAUUCUUGAGCAUUAAGUUUUCUGCACAUUGAAUGAACAUUUCUAGAAGUUAAACAUUUUUGAAUGAUUUUGCAAGACUAUCAGAUAGGGAAGCAACCCGUUUGACGUUUCAGUUGGGCACUUGGCCUCCAUUGUUGUACUAGGGCAGACCCAAUAAAAGUUACGUGUGUUUGACAGGGCCAGAAUUAAAAGCCAGAAAAAAAACAACAGAAGGGAAAAGGAAGGAAGUUGAUAUCUUCAAACACUCAUGGCUCACUGACAGAAAAACUUUAUUCUGUGACAAAACAGGUAAAUAUAAAUGAAACAUACUCUAUGUUAUUAUGUUUUGUCAAUAUUUAAACAUUUUAUGAUGAAAAUGUUUACUAUAAUAAGUUCAGUUUUGCUUUUUACAAUGACCACAAUGCCUCUUUUUGGUUUCAAUUUUAGGCAUGUGGUGGUUGGUAUACUGUGCAUGGGAAGGGAUGUUCUGCCUUCUGUCCCGUGUUCAUAACACCAAAAACAAGUACAACAAACAGAACACUUUCAACUCAGCACCAUCCACCAUCUAC